Messenger RNA from Suhomyces tanzawaensis NRRL Y-17324, 1692 nucleotides. Its product is annotated as MFS general substrate transporter. The record is from RefSeq and is a predicted model, not a curated record. Gene Ontology annotation, molecular function: transmembrane transporter activity. Gene Ontology annotation, cellular component: membrane. The transcript has a single exon. The coding region runs from base 1 to 1692 and encodes 563 amino acids. Gene Ontology annotation, biological process: transmembrane transport. NCBI's taxonomy places the organism in Eukaryota, Fungi, Ascomycota, Pichiomycetes, Serinales, Debaryomycetaceae.
AUGGGCUUUUUCAACUCACUCAAGAGACAGGUUCUUGCGAAAGAGGCGGUGCCUAGAAGGACAGGACGCCCCCAAACUGUUGCCAAGGAGAACGAGCUGGAAUCGAGUAUCUCAAAGGGAAACAAUGCCGAGAUCGUUGUCUAUGAAGAUCUGGACUCAAGCUGGGACGAUGUUCCCUAUAUCGACUUGGACUUGAAGCUCACGGCAGAGGAGAUCCACUACCGUGAGACCUCCAAGAUAUUCAAGAUCAAAAAGUUCUUGUGGGAUGGAACUGGAAGACACCCUCUUGAACAGCGCUACUUGUUGAAGUUGGACUUCUUUUUGUUGAGUUCGUCGUGCUUAGGGUACUUCAUCAAGAACCUUAACCAAUCGAACAUCACCACUGCCUUCGUGAAUGGUAUGGAAGAAUAUUACACCAUGAACCACAACCAGUACAAUUACAUGACCACCCUUUUCACCGUUGGAUACAUUAUUGGCCAGAUCCCCUCGAAUCUUAUUCUUCACCGUCUUUCCGCCAGAUUCUACUUGGGUAGCUUGGAAGUGUUGUGGUCUCUCUUAACGGUACUUAUGAUCACCUGCGGUAAGGAUAAUAUUAAAGGUAUUUAUGCUAUCAGAUUCUUCUUGGGGUUCCUUGAGAGUGGUUACUUUCCCGGUUUGGAAUGGUUACUUGGAUCAAACUACAGCACAGCUGAACUCUCCAAAAGAAGUGCCUUUUUUGCUGUAGCUGGUAAUCUUAGUGGAAUUAUUUCUGGACCUUUACAACAAGCUAUUUUACAAAGAUUUGGAAAGUCGAGUCUUCCCCCAUUUAAGUGGAUGUUUGUGUUUGAUGCUGUUAUUAGUUUCCCAAUCGCCAUCUACACCAUGUUUGUCGAUCCAAACACUCCCUCCACAACUGAUGCUUGGUACUUCUCAGAGCAAGAUAAGUUGGUCGGAUUGGAGAGGAGAAGAAGAAUUGGUGCUGAAUUGACCACCAGAACUCCUUACACCUGGGCCAAAAUUAAGUCCUUCUUCAACACCUGGCAUAUCUACGUUUUCCCACUCUUAUUCUUGGCUUACAACAAUACUUGUGCUGCUAACAGUCAGCCUACAUUCCAGACUUGGAUGAAAAUUACACUCAAAGAGCCUUCGCACGUUUAUAACACUUACACUUCUAUUGUGGCAGCUGUUGGUAUAGUGCUUACUGUUAUAUUUGCAUAUGUGAAUGAUUUCCUUGGAGGUAGAAAAAAUGUGUUCUUUGUUGCUGGGUACUUUAUUUGUUUGAUUAUCGGUUGUGCUUCAUUGUCAUACUGGGAUAUACCUAGAGGAUGGCAUUGGUUCUCAUAUUUCUUGAUAGGUUCUCCAACUUCAUGGGGUCAACCAUUCAUCUUCUCGUGGGUGAACAGAUUGUUGUUUGCAAAUGAUAUGAAGAGAAGUUUUGUUGUUGUUAUUACCAAUACCUUGGCUUACGUUACAGGUGCAUGGGUUCCAAUUUUGACUUGGAAUACUGCUGACAAACCAAGAUAUUUUAUUGGGUUCACUUACACCGCAUGCUUAGCUGCUUUUGGAUUGGUAAUGACCGCAAUCGCGUAUUACUUGACAAAGCGUGAUGAGAGAUUGGCAAAACAAGCUCAAGAAGAACAAGCUUCUCUUCAAAGCGAAGAAAGUACCUCGAUACGAGCAAAUAACGAAAAGAUAUAUUCUACGGAUAUUUAA